This is a messenger RNA of Paramecium primaurelia, 1228 nucleotides long. NCBI's taxonomy places the organism in Eukaryota, Ciliophora, Oligohymenophorea, Peniculida, Parameciidae. The record is from the annotation of a GenBank genome assembly.
AUGCUCAAUCCAGACUUAAUCUAAGAAUUUGAAAUAAAUGGAUACAAUCUACCUAAGAUUGAUAAAGUAUAAUGUAUCAAUCAAAUAAAAUAAUUGAUUUAAACUCAUCCUUUAGAUUUUGACUUUAUUAUUGCCAAUACGAAACUAACAACCAAUUAGAUGAAUAUAUUGUAAUAAAAGUCACAAAUUUCAUUAAUCCUUGAUCCUUAAAAUCAUUAUAACAUUUCCUGUCCAGUUUUUGAUUUCAAAAAAUUGUAGGAAAUACUUCCAAAUAAGAAUAGAAAUAAAUUAAAUGAAAUUAAGUCUAAAGUAGAAACUCUAUUAAAUAGUAGUCAUAUAGAUCCACCAUAAACAAUAAAGAAAAGGUAUAAAUUAAUAUUAAUUAGAUGGUGGACAGAAGAUGAAGAUCAACAACUUUAAGAUUUAGUGUCUUAAUAUGGUGCUAAAAAUUGGAAGAAAAUAGCAUCUUUUUUUUAAGAUAGAACAGAUGUAUAAUGUUUACAUCGUUGGCAAAAAGUUCUAAAUCCUGAUUUAGUAAAAGGUCCUUGGACUCAAGAAGAGGAUGAACUUUUAGUUACUUUAGUUGUUGGAUAUGGACCUAAGAAUUGGAGUUAAAUAGCUAAACAUUUACCAGGGAGGAUUGGGAAGUAAUGUAGAGAAAGGUAAACUUAAAUUAUUAAAAAAGAUUUCAUAAUCAUUUAGAUCCAAAGAUCAAUAAGGAAAGAUGGACUGAUGAAGAAGAUUAAACUAUCAUAGAGGCUCAUAAAAAAUUAGGAAAUCGUUGGUCUUUGAUAGCUGGAUUAUUAAAAGGUAGAACUGAUAAUUCAAUCAAAAACCAUUGGAAUAGCACUUUAAAGAGAAGACUUAAGAUGUAAAACCGAUGGGAAGACUUAUAGGUUUUAUAGAAUCAAGAUGACACAUAAAUUAAAGGAAUUCCAAGAAGACAUAUGUAAAGAAAGAUCAUUUAUCAAAAAACACCAGUGAAAAUGAUCAAACCUGAUCCUGUAUCUAGAUAAUUGAAUUUUCUAACUCCAUAAUAAUCUCCAACAAGUAAAUAGAUAAAUUAUAAUUUAAUUUAGAACUGGAGUAAUUUUCAAAAAGUUUAUUUAUUGUAUUUCCAAAUUACAAUAUAAAGUUAAUGAAUUUAUCAAGUGUAACUCUGAUCAAAUAAUUGGGUGAAUUGGUUAAUUUUGAUCUUGAUUUCAAUAAACAAUAUAGUUACGAAUGA